CAUGCUCCUGUGUGUACAUGUAACGCUUUACCGUAACCUUGCAACUGUCAUCUGCCGGUUUGCGAAAACUGAUUAGUAUAAUGAAUAUAAUUUGGUCACGUAAUUAUCAAAAAUGUCACGACUGUCUCGAUUGAGUUUAUCAUGAAAGAUUAGAAUGACUCAUCUGACUACUGCGUGCUUAUCCGUUAACAGAGGAUUGAUAGUUUUGUGUUUUGUUAGCUGUUAAAGAUAGUUUUAUGUCAUUUAUGAAAUCUUACAGAGGAUGUGGAACCUAAACUAUUUAAAAUUAAUAGAUCAGGGACGUUUGCUGUCUCAAGGACUUUGCAGCAACUACAUAACACGUCUUCGUCAAUGUGAAGGCAGUCAAACUAGAGGCUUAUUUCUAUUAAGCAGAAAUAAAUCUUUUGUAACUCAAAUACAAUCUGCUUCAAAACCACCCUGGAGAGUAUUGUUCUUUGGAAGUGAUGAUUUUGCAUUGGAAUCAUUGAAACAUCUUCAUGAUUCUCGAGAUGACUCAAAAGCUGGAGUCAUAGAUUCACUUGAGGUUGUGACGCUGUCCAGAGAUGCUCCAGUCAGAAAGUAUGCAGAGCAGCACAGACUUCCUCUUCACCACUGGCCAGAUGUGGACUUAAGUGCACAGUUUGAUGUUGGUGUGGUGGUGUCAUUUGGCUGUUUAAUCAAAGAGAACAUCAUCAACAAAAUGCCAUACGGGGUCCUGAAUGUGCACCCUAGUCUGUUGCCACGCUGGCGGGGACCUGCUCCAAUCUUUCAUACGAUUCUACAUGGUGACAGUGUCACAGGAGUGACUAUCAUGCAAAUAAGACCUAAGAGAUUUGACAUAGGCCCCAUUCUUCAGCAAGAGCUGUACGAGGUUCCAAAGAACUGCACUGCUGAUGAGCUUGGAGCCACUUUAGCGGUUGAGGGUUCUAGAAUGGUAACUGACCCCACCUCUUAA
This is a messenger RNA of Sinocyclocheilus rhinocerous, 955 nucleotides long. Its product is annotated as methionyl-tRNA formyltransferase, mitochondrial-like. The record is from RefSeq and is a predicted model, not a curated record. Bases 263 to 955 code for a protein of 230 amino acids. Gene Ontology annotation, molecular function: methionyl-tRNA formyltransferase activity. Gene Ontology annotation, biological process: biosynthetic process; conversion of methionyl-tRNA to N-formyl-methionyl-tRNA. Gene Ontology annotation, cellular component: mitochondrion. Lineage: Eukaryota; Metazoa; Chordata; Actinopteri; Cypriniformes; Cyprinidae. The transcript is spliced from 4 exons.